CGUGUAUCGCCUCUUCCCACUUUCCACUUCCGCUGUACCUUGAAUUCAUUUUUGUCGUCUUACAACUUCUUCCCUCACGAUGCACACGAGCGAAUACGACUAUCUCUUCAAGCUUCUGCUCAUUGGAGACUCUGGUGUCGGCAAGUCCUGCUUGCUCCUGCGUUUCGCAGACGACACAUACACAGAAAGCUACAUUAGUACUAUUGGUGUUGAUUUCAAGAUUCGUACGAUUGAGCUCGAAGGAAAGACAGUGAAGCUGCAGAUUUGGGACACAGCAGGUCAAGAGCGAUUCCGAACCAUUACUUCCUCCUACUACAGGGGUGCCCACGGUAUCAUCGUUGUAUAUGAUGUCACCGACAAUGAUACCUUUACAAAUGUAAAGCAAUGGCUUCAAGAAAUUGACCGUUACGCUUCUGAGGGUGUCAAUAAAUUGCUUGUGGGAAACAAAUCGGAUUUGACGAGCAAGAAAGUUGUCGAGUACAGCGUUGCUAAGGAAUUUGCGGAUCAAUUGAGCAUUCCGUUCCUGGAGACAUCGGCCAAGAAUGCCACCAACGUCGAACAAGCCUUUUUGACUAUGGCAAAGCAGAUCAAAGACCGAAUGGGGUCCACACCGACGGCACCGGGAGCAGGAAAGUCAACUUCGGUCCCCGUCGGGCAGAACGUUCAACAACAGCAAUCGAGUGGCUGCUGCUAAACGGCUCGUUUCAUUUCUCCCUGUCUCCCAUAUAUCAAGUCUACUUUUGACUUUAGUUCUUGUUCUUACGAAUAUCAUCCACUAUACAUCUGCUACAUUAUGAUGUUGGACGUUAUCCUGCACCUUCCCUUGCUGUUGUCUCACGUAUUUGUUGUGAUAUCAUGCAUGCUGAGUGUGGGUUCUCUUUUCCAUUAGAUCAUGGAAGUUAUGUGUCUUUUCCUUACCCUUGUGAAUAUAGCAUCUUACUAUUUUUUGUGUCCAUGACCCAAUUAAUUGCUUCUGAAGCUGUUCCG
Molecule: messenger RNA, 987 nt
Organism: Lentinula edodes (shiitake mushroom)
Lineage: Eukaryota; Fungi; Basidiomycota; Agaricomycetes; Agaricales; Omphalotaceae
Product: GTP-binding protein ypt1
Exons: 7
Coding region: 80-694 (204 amino acids)
Molecular function (GO): GTP binding; GTPase activity
Source: RefSeq, a predicted model, not a curated record